CUGAAAUAUAUUUGCAACUAGUGUCCUGUCCGAGUCAAAAUAGAAAUGAAAAGACUCAAUUUGGAGUUGAAUGUUAUUUCUACGGGUCACAAGUGUUCUUUAAAUCCACUUCUUACGGUUAAAUUAGUCAUUAAGACAUCUGCUUUGAUUAUUUGUCCUGCUGUUUUACACAUUUAUGCUUUCUGAUGAUUGCAUCAUAUUUGCAAUUGAUUAUUAUAAUAAUUUAUAUUAAUUUAUACAGUAAUAACUGAACUUUGUCUUGUAAAGCAAACCAAAUAAUCUUACAAGCUCAUAGGCCGUAUGUCUUUCUGAAGACUUAGCUCUAGUACACCAAUAACAGAAAAUCAGCCAGUAUGUGGUUGCAAAUGAAUUUGACACAAGAUAGAUGGAAGAGUAAAUAACAAGGAGAACCAGUAACAACUGGUGAGCUGAAUUUGCUUUUGUUUUCCUUUGCAGUUUUGGGCACAGUCGUCUGUAGAAACUGUGUGGAUCCCUCUCUUUUAAUUAGUUUAAUUUUGUUGGAGAUGCCUCAUUAUAACACUCAAGCUUUUAAGUCUUGAAAUAGCAGACUGCUAUUGCAGUUUCUGGAAAGUUGAAAAUUUUUAGUCUUAUUAAAAGUGUGAAAUUUGAUGGCUUGUGAUGUAUGUAUGGCACUAGAUAAAAAGUUGACUCAUGUAUAAAUGAUAAAAUAUGUAUUUAGUAAUUAACCAUCUCUGUGUUUCUUUGAAAUAUUAAGGGGAAAAUAAAUCAGAAGGCAUCCAACUAAACAGAUUGAGGAUCUCAUUUUGCAUUAUUUAAAAGAACACAGUCUCUAUUUUAACGUGGAAAAAGUUAGAAGAUUCAUGAAUUGGAGAUUGUGAUCUGGAGUUGUGGAGAAUUCACAGUCUUUCCACAAUGGGAGAAAGGACAGAUUGUAUGAAGUCGCAUAGUUCACUGGCUGAAUACAGCCCCGUCAAUAAAUCAGACAGGACAGAUCCAAGUGACAGCUGUGAAAUGCAGGAUGGAAACCAAAAUACAAUGCAACUGAAGAAAGAAAUAUCUUUGAUAAAUGGGAUAAGCCUUAUAGUAGGCAACAUGAUUGGUUCAGGUAUCUUUGUCUCUCCCAAAGGAGUUCUCAUCUACAGCAAAUCUUACGGAUUGUCUCUAAUAAUUUGGGCAAUCGGAGGGAUUUUUUCAGUCUUUGGAGCUCUCUGCUAUGCUGAACUUGGAACCACUAUUACAAAGUCAGGAGCCAGCUACGCAUAUAUCUUGGAGUCUUUUGGGAGCUUCAUCGCUUUUAUUCGUUUGUGGACCUCACUCCUAAUUGUUGAGCCAACUAGUCAAGCAAUUAUUGCCAUCACCUUUGCUAACUACAUAGUUCAACCUUUCUUCCCUUCUUGUGAUCCUCCGUAUUUGGCUUGCCGUCUCAUAGCAGCUGCUUGUGAAUGUCUUCUAACAUUUAUAAAUUGUGCCUACGUUAAAUGGGGAACACGGGUGCAGGAUAUAUUUACUUAUGCUAAAGUCACUGCUCUUAUUGUCAUCAUCAUAACCGGACUUGUUAAAAUAUGCCAGGGACAUUCAUCGCACUUUGAGAACUCUUUUGAGGGAUCCUCUUUUGAUAUCGGAGACAUUUCCCUCGCGCUUUAUUCUGCCUUGUUCUCUUACUCUGGUUGGGAUACACUCAAUUUUGUAACGGAAGAGAUCAAAAACCCAGAAAGGAACUUGCCACUGGCUAUUGCAGUGUCUAUGCCAAUUGUGACUGUUAUCUAUAUUAUGACCAAUAUAGCUUACUAUACAGUGCUGGAUAUCGAAGCCGUUCUUUCUAGUGAUGCUGUGGCAGUGACAUUUGCUGACCAGGUGUUUGGUAUCUUCAGCUGGACAAUUCCCAUUGCUGUAGCCUUUUCUUGUUUUGGUGGACUUAAUGCUUCAAUUCUAGCAUCAUCAAGGCUAUUUUUUGUAGGCUCUAGGGAAGGUCACCUUCCUGAUCUGUUGUCGAUGAUCCACAUAGGGAGGUUCACACCUGUGCCAGCUCUGCUGUUCAAUUGUGCUAUGACCCUUAUUUACCUGGCUGUGGAAGAUGUCUUCAAGCUUAUUAAUUACUUCAGUUUCAGUUACUGGUUUUUUGUUGGUCUGUCUAUUGCUGGGCAAUUAUAUCUACGUUGGAAGGAACCAGAUCGACCCAGGCCUCUUAAGCUGAGUGUGGCUUUCCCAAUAAUAUUCUGUAUAUGCACGGUAUUUCUGGUGGUAGUGCCACUCUAUAGUGACACUAUAAAUUCAUUGAUUGGAAUUGCCAUUGCUUUAUCUGGAAUUCCAGUGUUUUUCUUGGGAGUCUAUUUACCUGCAUCAAGGAGACCUCAGUUUAUCAACAAGAUUUUAGGUGCAGUCACACGAAACAUGCAGCUGCUCUGUUACUGUGUUUUAACAGAGAUGGACACAAAUGAAGAAAAGAAGUUAGAAAUCAAAUCCAACUAAGAUUUCAAAGCCAUUACAAGAAACAGGAGGGAGGAUAAAGCAAUUAUGACAACAAAACGGAAGAGAUGGAACUGGAAAAAAUGGGAAAACUGUUUCUAGUGGUCUUUCAGAAACACUGAAAAUGUACUUACUUGCAGUUGGAUUCCCACAUAAAUCAUGCCCUCGCAUCACCCUCCCUGAACUGUGGCAUAUUUUCGGGGCAUGUUUUCAUUGGAUAAUGAUUACCUACUCAUUUCAGGCACACAAGCUAUGCGUCAAUACUGAUCCUUCUUCAGAAUUGGUAUUAAAAUGGUAAGAGCUAAUGGAUCAAAUCAGAUUUCUGCAGAACCAGGCGGUGAAGUAAUGCAUUUUUAAGUUAGACUGAAAACCACUUUGACUCAAAAGACCACAAGUCAUUUCCAGCUUAAUUCUGAUGGAUGUUUGCAUGAAGUGAUUUGCUGUGCUAUCUCAGUUCUUACCCCAGAAGACAACUGGUCACAACAAACUACCUAAUUUGUCAUUCUUAGUAGAAAAAUGAAUAAAGUUGCGCUACAUUAUUUAAAGACUGAA
Pygoscelis adeliae (Adelie penguin) is the source of this 3000-nucleotide messenger RNA. RefSeq names its product solute carrier family 7 (amino acid transporter light chain, y+L system), member 6 (gene SLC7A6). Lineage: Eukaryota; Metazoa; Chordata; Aves; Sphenisciformes; Spheniscidae. The record is from RefSeq and is a predicted model, not a curated record. Gene Ontology annotation, biological process: amino acid transmembrane transport. The transcript is spliced from 10 exons. Gene Ontology annotation, molecular function: L-amino acid transmembrane transporter activity. The coding region runs from base 895 to 2451 and encodes 518 amino acids. Gene Ontology annotation, cellular component: membrane.